AUGAAGUCUUUCACGCUCGCGACUGCCCUCGCCUACGCGGGUGGCGCUGCAGCCUUCUGGCGCAUGCCAUGUCGUUCCGAGACUGGCUUUGCUCGUAUUGAUCCGUUGGUCGACCCCGGUGACAUCGCUGACCAUGUUCAUACCAUUACUGGUGGCGGAAACUUUGGCCCGGAAACCACUUUCGAACAGCUCACUGCCCCCGGCUCAUGCACCUCGUGCGCCGUCAAGCAAGACCACUCCGCCUACUGGACGCCGGCGCUUUACUUUCAACAUGCCAACGGCACUACGGUCAUGGUUCAGCAGGUCGGUGGUAUGCUUGCAUACUACCUUUACUACCUUGAUAACGUAAAGGCCUUCCCAGAGGGCUUCGCCAUGAUCGCUGGACGUCCAGAGUACCGAAACUUCACCGGCCCGUUCCCAGAUGAGGAGUUGAGCCUGUGGCCAACCGACCCAACCAACCAGUUCUUCCUCGAACAGCGCGCUCUCGGCUUCAACUGCCUCAACUACCAGAGAGAUCCCGAAGCCUCCCUGUACCGCCACCAGUUCCCCGACAAGAGCUACAUGGACUCCAACUGUGUGGACGGUAUGCGUUUGGAGCUUGCUUUCCCAAGCUGUGGAAAGAAGGGUGUCCUUGACUCAGAGGACCAUCGCUCGCACGUUGCAUACCCAAGCUUGGUGAAGGAGGGUAACUGCCCCGAUGGUUUCGAUGUCCACUACCCAUUCCUGUUCUUCGAGACCAUUUGGGCCACCAACGAAUUCGCUGGUGUGGACGGUCAGUUCGUGCUUUCCACCGGAGACCCGGUUGGCACAGGCUACCACGGUGACUUCAUCAUGGGCUGGGAAUCUGAGGACUUCCUUCAGAGCGCUCUCGACACUUGCAAGAACCCAUCUGGUCAAAUCGAGGACUGCGCUCUGUUCACAAUCCAGAAGGAUGCCGAUGCUGAUGAGUGCUUCUUUGACGUUCCUGAGCAUCUCAAGAAGGACAACUGCCACGGUCCACGCGACGGUCUCCCAGUCGGCGUGCCCGUUCAGUACGGGCCAGAGCCAGCCACCAAGUACCCAGUUCCAGGUCGCCAGGGCAAAGCAACCACUGCCAUCUCGCACACAUCGGCACCUCCAACUUACUCGCAGUCUGCUGCUCCAUACUCACCUGCCGACCCAGAAAAGACCAAGACCGCCGAUGCUGGCAUUAUCCAGGGCGCCGCAUCUGCAGUUAACGACAUUCUGGGCCAUGGCGCAAAGCCCUCCACCACAAGUUCUUGCAGCUCAAGCACCAGCUCGAGCUCUAGCUCCAAGAUCACCCAGGCGCCAGCCUACUCCUCCGCCAGUAAGCACGACAACAUAUUUCUCUACCAAUACCUUCCAGAUUGGCUUUCCAUCAUGGGAUCGCCACCUUAUCAACAGCUCCCAAUCACCCACAAAGACUUUACCAAGCGAUGCCCCAUCGCUCAUGGGACAAGACGAUGUCGCAACAUGCGCUCCUGCGACUACGAGAGCCAUAAGAAGGCGAACCCCAAUGGCUCGAAAGAGGUGGAGUAUCUCAUCCAUAACCUUACAGGUCGUGCUGGCGAGCUCAGCCUGGAGACGCGCCGGACGAUGACGAGACGGUUGCAUGAGUUGAGUGAUUGCAAUAAGCACUUGGAUGCGGUAUGCGUGGAGGAGAGUGUCAAGAGGACGCUGGAGCAGUUGGAGAGGGCGGAGAGGUUCAUUGCUUCGACCACAGCUGUCAUAGCUGUCGACCACCCUCGAGUGAAUCUUGCUCCAAUUAUCCAACAGCGAGAAACACCUCCCGUCCACUUCGCCACCGUUACGGGACCUCCAACUCCUCCAGAGAGUGCGCGAUCUUCCCUGGAAUCCGCUGAAGCCACUACUCCUCCCCGUCCAUCGACCGCCGAGCAAGCUCGAGGCUUCUGGGGCGUGCCACCACCCAUCACUGCCACUCCACGCUCCCUCAAGACCAAGCCACAGCCACUACUCCAAACACCACUCCGCACCGGCAACCACCCAGCCUCUCCAUCAGCAUCACCUCCACCACCCCCCGCACCAGCACCACGCCGCUGCACCACCGGCCCACUCCCCACCAACACUGCAGCCCUCUUCACCACAGUCCCCCCAGUCCCAUCCGCGGAGCCAGCUUUCCUGCCUUACCCCAUCCGCAUCGGGCAACUCGAGGCUGAGAACAGCCGGCUGAGGGAGGAACUCACCCAGGCGAACCGCAGAGCCGAGACGGAGCGGGAUAUCGCCAAAGCGGCGAGACGCGCGGCGGAAAUGUGGAAGAAGCAUUAUGAGAGCAAACAACCCCCCCCCCCCCCCCACGAAAAAGCCAUAACAGAGCCCAGUCCUCCAUCAUCCCCAACCCCCAUCCCCUCCUUCCCAACCCACCAUGUCCUCCCAGAAUCUUCCUCCAACAAGCCCAAGUGA
Molecule: messenger RNA, 2421 nt
Organism: Fulvia fulva
Lineage: Eukaryota; Fungi; Ascomycota; Dothideomycetes; Mycosphaerellales; Mycosphaerellaceae
Exons: 4
Coding region: 1-2421 (806 amino acids)
Source: RefSeq, a predicted model, not a curated record